ACAUCAUGUCCGCCUCUGCCGCUUUGUCCCUCUAUCGGCGGUCCUUGAAGCAGUCCCUGGAUUGGGCUGUUGACCGUCGCGUAUGGCGUGGACAGGCUGUCUAUAUCCGUUCGUUGUUCGAGGCCAACAAGGACGUUCGUGACCCUCGCCAGCAACAGGUUCUGCUACGUGAAACAGAAAAACUAUUGCAAGAAUGGAAACACCCGGAUCCCUAUCGUCCACCGACCGCCCCUGGAGGAAACAAAUGGGAACGAAACCUGCCUGCUCGCAUUCUACCUUAUGCGGCUCCUCCGGCCGCCCACUGA
Penicillium longicatenatum is the source of this 305-nucleotide messenger RNA. RefSeq names its product NADH dehydrogenase [ubiquinone] 1 beta subcomplex subunit 9. Lineage: Eukaryota; Fungi; Ascomycota; Eurotiomycetes; Eurotiales; Aspergillaceae. Bases 6 to 305 code for a protein of 99 amino acids. The transcript has 5 exons. The record is from RefSeq and is a predicted model, not a curated record. Gene Ontology annotation, biological process: mitochondrial electron transport, NADH to ubiquinone.